CGUGCCUGUCUCUGCCUGGGGGGUCCCGUAAUCCCAGGAGGGGUCACUCACUGAUUGUCUCUCUGACAUUUCCCUCUCUCUUUCAAGUUUUAGGCUUUGACAUUCAUUAGACCGGCUGACGGUCUCACAGCCAUCAUGAAGCAGCAGGUCUCUGAGUGACUUCCACUCCUGGUAACGUUGGAGCGCCGCAGUGUGCCGGAGAGCGCUUCUUAAUCGAGACAUCGGGAUGUUUUCGAGAAAGAGAAGCUUUACUUUUGGAGCGUAUGGCGGGAAACCAGAAGACCCCGACCUUUGUAGCGGCCAAGUAUUGGGUAACCACAGUGACGAGAUGUCCCACGUACCAACUACUCAAAGCAAGCCUGCCGAUUUGUUUGAAAUGAUCGAGAAAAUGCAGUGCAGCCGUUUAGAGGAUCAGCGAUGUGUCCUGCCCUCACCUCUGAAGAGGAACGAAGCAGACGCGGAGCAUCCGAUACACGGGAUACUAAAACGUGGCCGUCCUUUCCCCCUCCUCGUUUCACCCGCUUCUGGGGGAUAUUGGAUUGAGGGGACCUGUCAUUCUUUGCCUCCCCCUGGAUCCGAUCUCCCAACGUCCAAUGAAAGGCUGCGAAUUCUCCAAUCAGAUCCCACCGCGCGUUUAUAUAGGAAGCACUUCUUGGGUAAGGAACAUCAGAAUUUCUGUGCCCAAGACCCGCGGCUCGGAGCCGUUAUCCUCUCGGCCAGACUGGAGCCAAAAACAGAGAAGCUGCGUCUGAUCCUGAGAACCAAGUACGGCACCAAACAUCGGCUGAUCGACACAUCGAACUUCGACCACUUCCCCAGCGCAGAUGAGAUGGCCCACCUCUUGUGCGAGGAUCUGGCGGUGGAUCGAAUGUUUCCUGUUCUCUACCUGAAGGCAUCUCAGCUCCUUGUGACCUUCGAUGAACACGUCAUCAACAACAACUUCAAGUUUGGUGUCAUUUACCAGAAAGCAGCACAGGUAACAGAAGCAGAGCUUUUUAGCAACACAGAAGAAAGUUCAGGAUUUACCGAGUUCCUUGACUUUCUGGGAGAAAGAAUUAAUCUCCAAAGCUUCAAAGGGUUCCGUGGUGGUCUGGAUGUAUCCCAAGGUCAAACUGGAUCAGAGUCAGUUUACACCACCUUCCGGGGACACGAGAUCAUGUUCCAUGUGUCAACCAAACUUCCCUACACACCUGGGGAUGCCCAGCAGCUGCAGAGAAAGCGUCACAUCGGGAAUGACAUCGUGUCCCUCGUGUACCAGGACGAUGGGGCCGUUUUUUCGCCGGAUAUCGUUACCUCUCACUUUUUGCACUGUUAUAUCGCUGUCCAGCCUGACCUCAGCCCCAGCGGAGACACGCUCUACAAGGUGUCGGUCACAGCCAGGAGCGACGUGCCGAAAUUUAGACCUGCCCUUCCAAACCCUGCUAUCUUUCAAAAGAACCAGCAUUUCCGCGAGCUAUUACUCACCAAGCUGAUUAACGCGGAGGUCAGCUGUUACCGAGCCGAGAGGUUCUCCAAGCUGCAGGAACGCACCCGAGGAGCUCUGAUUGACAGCUUGUAUGAAGAGCUGGUCCUACACAGUCAGAGGGUGUUGGGACCAUUGGAUGAAGGAGCAGGAGGGUCCAUGGGUGAGGGAACUGGAGAUAAACUGGAGAGCACUGGUAGCGGGUUUCUGGAAAAUUUUAAGACCUUUUCUCUUUCCUUACGGAGUCCGCAGAGGUCUCGGGACGCUCUCUCCCGGGCCUGCAGGAGCAGCAGCAUCGCUAUAGAUGAUGAAAAGAGGUGA
This is a messenger RNA of Spea bombifrons (plains spadefoot toad), 1783 nucleotides long. RefSeq names its product rap1 GTPase-activating protein 1-like. Gene Ontology annotation, biological process: activation of GTPase activity; regulation of small GTPase mediated signal transduction. The transcript is spliced from 17 exons. NCBI's taxonomy places the organism in Eukaryota, Metazoa, Chordata, Amphibia, Anura, Pelobatidae. Gene Ontology annotation, cellular component: cytoplasm. The record is from RefSeq and is a predicted model, not a curated record. Gene Ontology annotation, molecular function: GTPase activator activity. Bases 227 to 1783 code for a protein of 518 amino acids.